UGAUAUUUGAGUCGCGUUUUCGGAAUCCGACGAACAGCGCAGCGGUCGCAGAACGUAGAGUUUAGUGACGUCUGGAAAUAUAUAUACGCAAAGUGGAAUUUUGUGUUGAGUUUUGGUUGAUGAAUCGGUACAUCUGAGAAAAAACUCCUUCACGGACAAAAACAUUCGAUUCGAACACCAUGGCCGACAACGAGCAGAAGGCGUUGCAGCUGGUCGCGGAGGCCGAGAAGAAGUUGUCGUCGUCGAAGAGCUUCUUCGGCGCACUCUUUGGAAGUUCAUCAAAAGUUGAAGAGGCGGUAGAAUGUUAUCAACGAGCGGCAAACAUGUUCAAGAUGGCAAAGAAGUGGAGUGCUGCGGGAAAAGCAUUUUAUGACGCGGGUGAAUUACAUGGAAAAGCAGGCAGUCGCCAUGAUGCGGCUAAUAAUUUUGUAGAUGCUGCUAAUUGUUUCAAAAAAUCAGAGACACAUGAGGCAAUUAGUUGCUUGUUAAAAGCUAUUGAAAUUUAUACCGACAUGGGCCGUUUCACAAUGGCUGCGAAACAUCAUCAAAGCAUAGCCGAGAUCUAUGAAAGCGAAGCGGUUGACCUGGAACGUGCGGUGCAUCAUUACGAACAGGCUGCAGAUUAUUUUCGCGGUGAGGAAAGUAAUUCCUCAGCAAACAAGUGUCUUUUAAAAGUUGCGCAAUACGCCGCACAACUUGAGAAUUACGAUAAAGCUAUUCAGAUCUAUGAGCAGGUUGCUUCUGCAUCAUUAGAAAGUUCUUUAUUAAAGUACAGCGCUAAGGAAUACUUUUUCCGCGCUGCACUGUGUCACUUAUGUGUAGAUUCAUUAAAUGCCCAACACGCAAUCGAGCGUUAUCAGGAACAAUAUCCCGCAUUCCAAGAUUCUAGAGAAUAUAAACUAAUAAAGGUACUUCCUCCUCGAUCGCUUUAAUUUUGUAAAGUUUAGAAAAAAAUAAUUUC
Pseudomyrmex gracilis is the source of this 961-nucleotide messenger RNA. RefSeq names its product alpha-soluble NSF attachment protein (gene alphaSnap). Lineage: Eukaryota; Metazoa; Arthropoda; Insecta; Hymenoptera; Formicidae. Gene Ontology annotation, molecular function: soluble NSF attachment protein activity; syntaxin binding. The coding region runs from base 180 to 932 and encodes 250 amino acids. Gene Ontology annotation, cellular component: vacuolar membrane; SNARE complex. The transcript is spliced from 4 exons. The record is from RefSeq and is a predicted model, not a curated record. Gene Ontology annotation, biological process: SNARE complex disassembly; intracellular protein transport.